GGAUUAUAUCAAUAAACUGUUAAAUCAACCAUUAGAUUCAACCAUUAUAUCAUAUAACGCUCACACUCAUCAACUGUCAUAUCAACCGUUAGAUCAACUGUUAGAUCUCAACAGUUUAGAUUAUAUAAUACCUAUUAUAUCAACCAUUAGAUUAGCUAUCAGAUUAAUAUACACCCAUGGCAUUAAUCUGAAUAAU
Molecule: messenger RNA, 196 nt
Organism: Dentiscutata erythropus
Lineage: Eukaryota; Fungi; Glomeromycota; Glomeromycetes; Diversisporales; Gigasporaceae
Source: the annotation of a GenBank genome assembly